AGGCGGAAGAGUCGUGGCACUGACACAUAAGGCUGAGAAACACUAAAACACACACAGAGACUCAUGCUAAGAGAGUUGAAUCAUUCUGAAACUCAGUAAUAUUACAGAGCAUUUUUUAAAGAUCCGGAUGGAGUGAAGAGGAUAAACUCACUAAACGAUGGAGGAGGUGGGUGUCAGCGCCCCUGCGGUGCUGCUCGGGGCACCCCAGCGCACGUUCUGUCAGAGCUCGACGUCGGAGCGUCGCAUGCGCAAGUCUGGCUCGGCGAACAUCUUCCAGGGCGUGAAGCUCCGCCAGCUUAGACGCCUCUUCCACUCGGCAGGGGAACCGGACGCCGAGCGGAAAGCCAGACAGGUGUGGAGGAGCCGGAGACGGGCCGAUGGGGACGGGGAGGAGGAUGAGGACGAGGGUUCCGAGGUGGAGGAGGAAGAAGACGAAGGGUUGGCGCAGGCGCUGGUCGGGCUCCGGGUGAGGGCGAGGAAUAGAAACGGGAUCCGGGCUGAGGCGAGCAGAGGGGCCCGAGCGUCAGAGAGUCGGCAGAGAACGAACGAUCGGACGCCAUCAUCUGAGGUCACCGCCGAUGGCGAUGAGGUCACGGCUUGGGGAGCGUGCGUGGGACAGGCCAAGAAGUCAUGUGACCUAGGAGACGAGAAAGACGUCCAGGUGACCUGGAGCCGGGACGAGAAAGAUCCGGAACGCUACCUGCACCGGAUACGACACUGAUGGCGCAGAGACGCGAAAAAACUACAUAAUGACUAAAUAUAAAUAACACUAAAGGGAACCUGAGAGCUAAACGCGCACGCACGCGCACACACACGACACUACAGAGCUUUUCGGAGUGUGUUUAACGCGACACUACUCGUCUUGUAAUGCUGCUGCAACAAAUAAAAAAAAAAAUAAUAAUUUACUACAAACCUAAAAACAUUAGAGGCAUGUGCUGUUUAUUAUGCACAGUUUAACACGACAUCAUACACUACUUGCGUGUAUAGUUUUAAGUUAAGGAAAAGAUCAAAAUGCUGCUAAGAAUUAAAACAGAAAAAUAAUAAGAAAGUAGAAAGUCGUAGCACAAAUGAUUUAGUUCCAGCACUUACUGGGUGCGUGGACACUUAACCACCUCGAUCGCUUUUUAUUUCCAUAGUCAGAAUUUGCACAAAUACCAGUUUCUAGUACCAACACCCCCCCGCAAAAUAUCGUACUAAGGACAGAAAACCGUGUUUCAGUUCCAUAGCGUCUUGUGAUCAAAAAAAAACUAACACCCUGGAAAAUUACUGGCUCACGUCAAGCAGAGAAAUCAAUUACACAGAUUUAAAAUGACUGGAAAGGGGUAACACAUUAUUAAAACCUGGAAGGAAGGAGCUGAACUGUUAACUUUGUGGAAGAAAUGUAUGGGAUGUAUAAUAAUGAUUUAUAAAGUGUAAAUCCUGAAUGGAGAUCAUUUAAACCUCGGUAAUGUUGCAUGGUAAAAAAAAUCAACAGUUAAAAACUAAUCCGAGAUGAUUAAUGAAAUAUUAGGAGUGUAUGAAAUUACAGUAAACAGACCUCCAUGUGUAUUAAACCCUUCUCACACACAUGCUACACGCCGCUGUCAGCACAUGCCUCAGUGUGUAACACUCCUCUGUAACACUCCCCUCACGUCACUGACGCGGGCUCGGCGUGAACGUUUUUAGUGAUUUUUUUUUUUCUUUUAAACCGGAGACUUUAAUGGAAAUCCAGCCAACCUCGAAAGCAGCUUCUUUUUUUUUUUUUUUUUUUUAAAGCGUGAGCAUGAAACCAAGUGGAUGAUGUCACCGGUCUCUGUGUCGUCUGAGCUGGAUCUCCUGGCAGUACUUGAGUUUCACGUCAUACGUAGUUCUUGUGUAGCAUGUUAGCAAUAUAUAUAUUAUAUAUGUAUAUACACACACACACGCUCCGACGUGCGGGACGUUCCGAUAAGGAAUAUGCAUUGCAGAUAAAUCACUCGCUCUUCCAUGUUAUGUUCUAGAUCGUUUAUAUCAUUAAGAAUGACGUGAUAAAGGGGAAUCAGUAGAUGUGAUGAUGACAUGUGGCAUUUGAGAAAUAAUAACUAGCACGAUUGUAGUUUCUGAUUGUUACCUUUGAUAUGUAUUUAAAUAUAGUUCGGGUAAUUCUAAUAGGAAAUGUAGCUAGCCUUAAUUUUUCUGGAGGUUUUUUAAAAAACAUUUUUUUAAGGGAAAUCUUAAGGAGUUCUUUACCUGGUCUGUGGUCGUGUCCUGAGACCGAGAACUCUUUAAAGGUGCUGAAAUAAGCUGGCGUACGUUUCGCACUAAUGUGUAAUUGCAACUUUUUUUUUUUUUAUGAGUAUUUAUGGUAGCUAACAUACUCCAGGGUUUACGGUAGUUUCCACAACAUUUCAAUGUUUAAAUGUACAGUAUUUUAGACUUUAUCGUUUAGACACCAGUGCAUUAUGGGUAUUCCAGACUUUAUUAUCAGUCCAAUGUUGUCUUACAUUAUUGUUUUUUGAAAAAAAUAUUAAAAUUUUUACUAAAUUAGGAUUGUACCCAAAUCAAUUACAUAAACACUAAUGGGACAAAAGCGAAAUUACAGUAAUAAAAAACCCCAGAAAUGAAUCAUUUACAUAACACUACUGUAUGUCUUGGACUUUCCUUCAGGAUCAAUAAAGUAUCCAUUUAUCUAUGUUUGUCGUCUGUCUAUCACGAUUCUUUCACAUGGUGAUUCACAUAUCGGCACACGGACUGAAACUUUUCAUACGUUUGCACUGGAGCUGGUAACAUGUUGCCAUUUCUCUUUAAUCCUGCAGCAAUUAUCAUUUGCCAAGUUUCUUGAACAUUGCAACAAAUUUUUUUAAUUUAAUCAGGAUAUUUCUAAAAUCGUGAUAAUUACAGAAUCACAGUACAAAUCUGAUCAGGAUUGAGGUAUCGCGAUAAUAUUGUCUAGUAAUCCCUGGUGAGCCCUGUUUCUACUUCACCACUAGGGGGCAUAAUCGUCUCACAUAAAUGUAUACACUUCGAAGAAAAGGAAAAACUAAAAUGUUAGAGGGGUGCACUAACUUUUGUGAAUGGGUGCAUCUUAAAAUAGAUUCAAAACUUAAAAUUUUUUUCCAUUCAUCAUUCUAUACACAAUCCCACAGGUUUUUUUCCUCAGUUUUUAUUAAAAUAAAUAAUAGAUUUAUUAAUUCCCACCCAUGUCCCUUUAGGGGCUCCAUAGAAUACUGAAAUAAAUGGGAUAUUCCAGUCCUUUAUUAUUAUUUUUUCUUUUUAAUAAACUAACAAAAAAUGACACGCACCCUGUUUUUAAUUUGUCACUGUGUGUAGAAUUAUAAGGGAAAAAGAUUAAAAUCUAUUUUAAGAUGAGUGUGAAGCAUAAUAUGUGGAAAACUUUCCAUGUGUAGGAUUAAUAGCAAAUUAAUACGUUUUAUAUGGAUCCAUUUUAAAACCAGCGUUUUUAAUCGAUCAUCAAUGUUAAUGCGAUCUUACAUUUAUAACACUAUUAAAAGUUAAUAACCAAGUUACUUGAUGAAUGUGUUUCUCCUUUUUUUUUAUACAUAUUUGUCUUUGUUAAACACAAGAUAUUGUAUAUUUGCUGUAACUGUAAUUUUGUGUGAAUUUGUACUUUAAAAACAAACAAACAAACGAAACACUUUGUUAUAGCUUAUAUAUUCUUGCUAAAUUACAUUACAUUACAGUACAUUACAUACAGAUUUAUACACUGCAUCGCCGCGGCAUUUUAAGGUCAGUUUUGUUGACUCGUUGAUGUUAAUAAUAAUAAUAAUAAUAAUAAAAAAAAGGUCCUGCUUUUUAGGAAUAAUGGGGGCGGAGGGGGAGAUUAGGAAUAUGGGGUGUUCCAGUGUUUGUGCACAUGCUCAGUCUGGUACAUACGCAUGAUGUAAAGUAGGCAGGGGGAAAAAAAAAGAGAAAUAAAACAUAGGCAAGGCAGAAAAAUCCAACAAAAGUUUGCAAAGAUGUAAAAAAAAAAAAAAAAAAAAACAUAA
Clarias gariepinus (North African catfish) is the source of this 3965-nucleotide messenger RNA. RefSeq names its product arginine vasopressin induced 1 (gene avpi1). The transcript has 3 exons. Bases 158 to 721 code for a protein of 187 amino acids. The record is from RefSeq and is a predicted model, not a curated record. Lineage: Eukaryota; Metazoa; Chordata; Actinopteri; Siluriformes; Clariidae.